Molecule: messenger RNA, 2648 nt
Organism: Thrips palmi
Lineage: Eukaryota; Metazoa; Arthropoda; Insecta; Thysanoptera; Thripidae
Gene: BNIP3
Product: BCL2/adenovirus E1B 19 kDa protein-interacting protein 3
Exons: 6
Coding region: 429-998 (189 amino acids)
Biological process (GO): mitochondrial outer membrane permeabilization; positive regulation of apoptotic process
Cellular component (GO): mitochondrial outer membrane; mitochondrial envelope; nucleus
Source: RefSeq, a predicted model, not a curated record
UUGUUGUGCAGCGCUGCUUCGCUGCUUCGGCUUUCGGCUGCUACUCGGGCGGCUCCCUUCCCUUCUCCCUUUAGGCCCUGGCGUUAUUUUGUUGUGCCGGACCGAGCCUAGGUGACUGAAACACGAGCCGAGGCGGCCAGCGAGAGGGGAAGGGUACGGGCCAAGCCAACGCCACGCGAAUCCCCGAGUCCUGCAGUGAGCAGACAGGAGCAGACUGUAGCUGAGCCGUGACGUCACAUGUUGACAUUUUUACCAAAACAAGGCCCGUGAAGCGUUUGCGCGUCAGCGGUGGCGCGACGCCUGCGAGCAGUGCUCCCAGUUCCCCAGUGUGUGUACUAUCUUGAAAAUACUGCGUGGCGCGCUGGCUCGUGGCGCGGCCGCUCUGUGAAUCUAGUUUGACGCGCGAGUGUGAGCCAAGAGGACGAAGAAUGAUCUCCAGCUGCGAGGAAGCUCUGGGAGAAUCCUGGGUGGAGCUUGGAACAAGUGGAUGCUCCAGUCCCAGUCCAGAGAGGACCCAGCCGCUCCAACUUCAGCUGCCCCUUUGCGGGUCUGCAUCAGCCGAUGAAUACAUCCGCUUGCUGAGGGAAGCUCAGCGAGAAAGCAACCAGAGUUCUGCUAGGGUUUCCCCACGUAGCAGCCCAAAGUCUCCCCCCAACAGUCCAAACACGGAACUUUCCUCAGAAGAUGAUCUUCGUGGAGUGUACAUCAACAUCAAGGAUGGUGACAUGACCAGUGUGGAUCGUUCGGUUACUUCUGAUUGGAUCUGGGACUGGAGUAGCCGGCCUGAUCAAGCUCCUCCCAAGGACUGGAAAUUCAAGCACCCAAAAAAGAAAACCUUCAGCAUCCGCCAGGCCAAGAUAGGAAAUAAUUCCUUGUUUUCCAAAGAAGUGCUCUACACGCUCUUCAUAACCAAUGUGAUGACACUUCUGCUAGGCACUGGAGUUGGACUGUGGCUGAGCCGGAGGGGACUUUUCAUUCCUCGAGUUAACCUUGAGUGAAGAGAUGGGGCUGGCAACAUAAUUAUGUGAUUGCGGCUGCUGUGAUAUGUCUCGUCAGGUGUGAUGUACUUCUUGCACAUUUUACAAGCUGUUUACGUUCUUUUUCUUAAAGUUAGGCAUUUAUCUUUCUGUUUUCUUGUUCACAAAACUUGUAUUCUUUCUGUGUUAUGAUUGUUUGACUUAAAUGUGGUUUUGAGAAGACAUGACUGUGUUCCUUGUGCAAAGUCACCCUUACAGUUCAGGAUGGAAAGGUUUGCCUUUGUCUUAGUUUAAUUUUGCUCGGAUGAGGGGUUUCUUGCUUUAUUUUAUUGAAAGGUUCCUUUACAGUAGCCUAGUGCCCCCUGUUUGUUUCUUACUUUGAGGGUAAAAUUGGUUUCAUUUUGUUCCCAUGUUAUCACAAGUUCAUUUUUCUGUUGCUUCAUCAGAAUUCAAUUUGAAUGCAAUAAUUAUGUCCAUUCAACUGAACCUAGUCAUGAAUCUUUGAUGAAGUUGUCUGCCACCCCUCAGGUAACAUGACACAUCACUUAUUUAAAGCAAAAGAUCUUAAAGUUGUCUAAGUUCGCUUCGUUUUUUACUUUUUCAUAAUGUUCUCUCAUGUUAUAUUGCAAUGUAUGAGGCCAAAGCUUUACUAACAAGUCUGACUGUAGCUGUCUGAGGUAAACGAUGCAUAAUAGUUAGACUGCGCUUUGUGCAUGUGUCAGAUUGACUUCAUUCAGAUGCUUUAUUACUCACUCGAGUUAUAUGCUUGUCAUUGCAUAGCAAGAUCAAAUAUUUAAAAAAAUAUAUAAAUAAAGGACUAAAAAAAUAAUUCUUAUACUUAGUAUUGGUCUUUCUAUAAAACCGAUCUUGUUCUUUUUUUAUUUAAGAAAACUCUAUCUACACAUUCCUUUAGAUAAUAUAGCUGGUCUGCAUAAGAGUUUGUUGGGAUGUGUAAAGGAUGUGCUUCCUUUGAUGUGUUGCUUGCAGACCAAUUUUCACUAAUUUCUCUUCAACCUAAUGAUUGAUAAGGCCUUUGUCCUUGUACUCUUCUGAUCUGCACAGUUGGAUUGUCCAACUUGGCAAGAAUCAUUGCUUUCAACUACUUGAAGACUGUAACCUUUGUACAUAUCCACAGAGGCCAAUUCUUUGCAGAAACUUGUCUCUGGGGGAUGCCUUUUUAUUGAGUAAUUGAUACACGUAAUUUUAUACAUUACUACCAUGAUCAAAAUUUCGUAUUUAGAUGUUACUUGUCCAAUUUUGUAAUUUUCGUGUUAACUUAUCUGUCAACCCUCCAAAGACAAUUGAUAUCAGCACCCAAGUGUUUCAUCCCUUGGUUUUCCUUUGACUUCUUGACCGGUUUGAGAGAGAACAUUUGGGUGUUUUUAUCAAGGUCCUACUUAUCUUGUCUAGUGAAUCCAAGGCACCAGAGUUGAUCUUCGUAAAUGUAGUUUUCAUCUUUGGGAUUUGUAAAAUUAUUGUAUAAAAUGAGUGUCUGCAGGCAUGUUUUGGGGUGUUUUCAGGUUUUACAAUGAGACUAAAUGUGAAUGUGUUAUUACUGUAUUCGCAAGUUUUAUGUUAAAUGUAUUAUCAUCCAUUAGACAAAAAGAUGGUCACUAUUGUAGAUAAAUUUUGUUGAUAAGUAACUUGAAUAAACAUUUUUUCCUGAUUAAA